Messenger RNA from Exaiptasia diaphana, 1582 nucleotides. RefSeq lists its product as uncharacterized. Lineage: Eukaryota; Metazoa; Cnidaria; Anthozoa; Actiniaria; Aiptasiidae. The transcript has 2 exons. Gene Ontology annotation, molecular function: L-2-aminoadipate:2-oxoglutarate transaminase activity; pyridoxal phosphate binding. Bases 124 to 1353 code for a protein of 409 amino acids. The record is from RefSeq and is a predicted model, not a curated record. Gene Ontology annotation, biological process: biosynthetic process.
UUCGCCCUGAUCAGUCCGUUGCUGCAUAGUUAAUAUUAACUAUGGUUGCUGCUAUGAGUUCACUACUUGCCAGCUUAUUGCAAAGCCUAGAGAAGUAGGAGCGUUUUACAGCCAUUUUGAAUCAUGACAUCAACUGCUUUUGACCGCUGGAGUGACCAAGGUAUCAGAACCCUAAGCAUUGGUGCCCCAGAUAAAACCUUGCUAAAAKCUUGCUUUGACAUCAUUUCUCUUGCUACCAAAACGCUCUAUGAGAGUGGAGACACGGGUUGCUUGCAGUAUGGCCCAGACCUAGGAGACAGACAWGCUUUAGAAGAACUCGCCAAGUUCUUAACAUUUGAACAAAAAGAUGAGGUUCACGUGGACAAGCUUAUGUUCACAGCUGGGGCAUCACAAGGUCUUAAAUUUUUGGUGACUACGUUAUUUGCCAAGGGKGAUUUGGCCAUAGUUGAAGACCCGUCAUACUUCAUUGCAAUAAGAGCUUUUAAGAACGACGUAAAUCUGAAUGUUUUCCCUGUAGCAUCCUGUGAAGAUGGGGUUGACGUUGAUCAGUUAGACAACAUUCUUACAAAGCACAUUGAUAAAGAUAAGAUGCUUGCAGCCAAAAAGAAGUACUGGGCUCUGGUGUACAUAAUUCCAACCUUUAACAAUCCACAAGGGACGUGUCUUACUGARGAAAAGAGCAARAAGCUGAUAAAAGUGCUGCGUAAACACAAAGCUUUGGCCAUAUGUGAUGAUGUUUACAAUCUCUGCUACUUCAUGGAUGAUAAGCCUCCCUUUACAACUCCUCCACCAAAGAGACUCAUUGCAUUUGACAAAGAAAGCGAURAAGACUAUCAAGGCAGUGUCAUUUCCAAUGGAAGUUUUUCCAAGAUCAUGGGUCCUGGAUUAAGACUGGGUUGGAUUGAGGCACCAAAGCACGUUCUUACCAUGUUCAACAAUGUAGCAUUUCUCAGAAGCGGAGGCUGUUUCAAUCAUUAUGCUUCUUGUGUUAUGCGAGAAGCAAUAAAACUAGGCCUCAUUUCUAAACACCUUACUAUGUUAAGAGAAGUGUAUCACUCAAGGAUGACUGCCAUGUGUGAUGCUAUUGACAAAUUUCUCCCCUCAGCCAAGUACAUAAGGCCAAAGGGAGGUUAUUUUGUAUGGCUGACCUUUCCUGAACAUGCCAACAUAGAAAAAGUCAGUGAAUUWUGUAAGGUUAAGUACAAAGUGUCCGUACCAGCUGGUAGACAGUUUUCAUCUGCUGGAAACUUYCCCAACUGUACGAGGUUAAGUUUUGCAUAUUUUCCKGAGCAAAUAUUAGUAGAUUGCAUUGAAAAGCUUGGUUUGGCCUUUGAUGAAGUUACAAAAAAUUAAUAAGUAAGAAUGUUAAAUCCCAGGUAAUAAUAACUGUCAGAUAUUAUAAGGAUGUUUUUGUAAUCAAAUAAUCAUUGAAAUAACAUUCUUAAUAAAGACAAUGUAUGACUAGAGCAGCAGAAGAGUGUAAAUAUCAAUAGCUGUUGUUUUCUGUGCAUGCACAGUAAAUUCUUAUUGUAAUAUAUAUUUAAGUGUUAUAAAUUGCCAAUAAAAAGUAGUUCAUGGAUAA